AUGGCUUCUCCGUCGCCUAAACUAUUCCAGCCCUACCGUCUCGGCAACAUGGUCCUAUCCAACCGAGUUGUCCUUAGCCCGUUGACGCGUACGCGUGCUAACGAGCAGCACGAGCUUGACGAUCUCGCGGUCGAGUACUACUCUCAGCGUGCGAGUACCCCGGGCACUCUGUUGAUCAGCGAGGCUACUAUCAUCGCUCACAAGGCUGGUGGCUGGCCGCGUGCACCUGGUAUCUGGACCGACAAGCAGCUUGCGGCUUGGAAGAAGAUCACGGAUGCGGUGCAUUCAAAGGGAUCCUUCAUAUUGUGCCAGAUCUGGGCACUGGGCCGUGUGGCGAGGGUCGAUGCUACUGAGGUUGAGGGGAUCGAGAUCGUCGGACCAAGUUCCAUUCCCAUGACAGGGAGGCCAACUCCGCGUCCUCUGAAGGUUGAGGAGAUCAAGGAGUACGCUCAACUUUUCGCUACGGCUGCAAAGAACGCUGUAUCUGCCGGGUUCGAUGGCGUGGAAGUACACGCUGCCAAUGGGUACUUGGUAGACCAGUUCUUCCAGACCGUGACCAACGACCGCACGGACGAGUACGGAGGAAGCGUAGAGAACCGAAUCCGGUUCCCUUUGGAGGUCAUCGAUGCCAUCGUCGGCGCGAUCGGUGCCGAGAAGACCUCGUUGAGGAUCCAUCCGUGGACAAACUACCAAGAAAUGGGCAUGCCAGAUCCUAUUCCGACGUUCGCCACAUUCGCCACCCGACUCGCCGAGAGACACCCGAACCUCGCGUAUCUUCAUGUCUGCGAGUCGGAUACGCCCGAGGCCAAGACUUCAGCGGGUGUAUUGCAUUCUAACGAGCCGAUCCGCAAAGCAUGGGGACCGCGCACGUACAUAACGUCCAACAACUACACACGCGAGAGCGCCAUCGAGGCUGCAGAGAAGGACGACCAUACGCUCGUCGGAUUUGGUCAGAAAUUCCUUGCCAAUCCUGAUCUGGUGCGCCGUUUGAAGGAGGAUUUACCUCUCAAUGCGCCGGACUACACGACUUAUUACGUCGGUGGCGCUCGUGGCUACACCGACUACCCGUUUGCAACCUCUGUGACCAGCGCUGUAGUUACUCCCACUGUAGACGCUUCUGCUUGA
Molecule: messenger RNA, 1125 nt
Organism: Peniophora sp. CBMAI 1063
Lineage: Eukaryota; Fungi; Basidiomycota; Agaricomycetes; Russulales; Peniophoraceae
Source: the annotation of a GenBank genome assembly